Messenger RNA from Rhipicephalus sanguineus (brown dog tick), 3228 nucleotides. RefSeq names its product ubiquitin-like modifier-activating enzyme 1. Gene Ontology annotation, molecular function: SUMO activating enzyme activity. Gene Ontology annotation, biological process: protein sumoylation. NCBI's taxonomy places the organism in Eukaryota, Metazoa, Arthropoda, Arachnida, Ixodida, Ixodidae. Gene Ontology annotation, cellular component: SUMO activating enzyme complex; cytoplasm. Bases 1 to 3228 code for a protein of 1075 amino acids. The record is from RefSeq and is a predicted model, not a curated record. The transcript is spliced from 26 exons.
AUGAUCAUCGUCAUCAUCGCGAGCGCGGACCCAGUCGCGGAGGAAGACAGCGCCAGGCUAUUCGAAGAGCCGGUCGACCGAGGUGACAACACUCCAGGUCGAGUACUAUGGCGACUGCUAAUGACGAAGAAGCCACCCCUCCGGCUAAGCGACGAAGGACCGACGAUGGACCGGGAAAACAAGUCCGACUCCGCUGGACAGAAGCCGCCCUAUAUCGACGAGAGCUUGUAUUCCAGACAACUCUACGUGCUCGGGCGCGACGCUGUGGUGCGGAUGGCGCAAUCGGACGUGCUCAUUUCAGGCCUGGGUGGCCUAGGAGUUGAGGUGGCCAAGAACAUCAUUCUGGCUGGAGUGAGGUCGGUUACCCUUCACGACGAAGUGGUAUGCACCAGAGUCGAUCUCUCAUCUCAGUACUAUCUAAAUGAAGAAAACGUGGGGCAGAAUCGUGCCGAGGCUUGCGAGGAUCCGCUGGCACGACUCAACGAGUACGUCCGAGUCACGGCCCACACCGAGCCACUGAACGAAGAAUUCUUGAAGCGGUUUAACGUGGUGGUGUUGACAGAGACGUCGUUGGCUGAGCAAAUGUCCAUCUCUCUCAUCGCUCGUCGGAACAACGUAGCUCUCAUCGUCGCCGACACCCGCGGACUCGCUGGGCAGAUCUUCUGCGACUUCGGCGACAACUUCCGCGUGACCGACCCCAAUGGAGAGCAGGCACUGUCUGUUCCGAUCGGCUCCAUCACGAAGGAACAACAAGGCAUAGUUUCCUGCCCAGAGGAAACGCGGCACGGUCUCGAAGACGGGGACUACGUCACCUUCUCCGAAGUCAAAGGCAUGAACGAGAUCAACAGCAGCCCACCAAUGAAAAUCAAGGUGCUAAGCCCGACCGAAUUCUCUGUGGGUGACACGACGCAGUUCAGUGAUUACACCUCAGGCGGCUUCGCAACGCAAGUUAAAAUGCCGAAUGACAUAAAGUUCAAGCCUUUCAAGGAGUCCAUGAUGAACCCAGACUUCAUUGUGUCAGACUUCGCGAAGGUGAAUCGCCCUGCGCAACUUCACUUGGGGUUUCAAGCGCUUCAUGCCUUUGAAAGGUUCUAUUCACGCCUUCCAAGGCCAUGGAACAAGGAAGACGCUGAAACUGUGGUUAAGUUGGCCAAGAAACUCAACACAACGAUGGCCGCACCGGUGGAAGCCGUGGACGAUGAACUAAUCACGAAGCUAUCCUGCGUAUCUGCCGGCUCCCUGUGUCCGAUGCAGGCGGUUAUCGGAAGCAUUGCAGCGCAAGAGGUUCUGAAGGCGUGCAGUGGCAAGUUCAACCCCAUCCAACAGUGGUUCUACUUCGACGCUUUCGAGUGCCUCCCGCAAGAUGCAGACGUAGAUGAAUCGGACGCCAAUGCCAUGGAAUACUCCAGAUACGCUGGGCAAGCCCGUGUCUUCGGCGUAAACGUGCAGGAAUUACUGAUGACUCAGACAUAUUUUGUGGUGGGUGCUGGAGCCAUCGGCUGCGAGCUCCUAAAGAACUUCGCCAUGAUGGGCAUUGGAGUGGACGAUGGCUGCAUAUAUGUCUCCGAUAAGGUCUCCGUUCAGCGAUCAGACCUCAACACGCAGUUCCUACUGCGGUCCCAAGACGUCGGCGCUUUGAAGUCUGUCAUGGCCGGGCAAAGCAUUGUCGAACUUAAUCAAGAUAUCAACAUCGCCGUCGGAGUAGACGAAGUGGGUCCGGAAACAAAUAUAAUCAGCGAUGACUUCUUCGAGUCUUUAGACGGCGUGGCCAUUGCAGUUGACAACGCUGAGACGCGUCACUACAUGGACCGGUGCUGCGUACACUAUGGGAAGCCGCUCAUCGAUUCCGGCAUCAUGGGCACAAAAGGGAGCGUGCAGGUGGUUGUACCACACAUAACCGAGAACUACUCGGCUUCUCAGGACCCGCCUGAAGAGUCGGUACCAGCUGAUACCAUCAAGUACUUUCCCAGCAAUAUCGAGCACAUCUUGCUGUGGGCCCGUGAAGAAUUUAAGGUCCUGUUCGAGCAGAGUGCUGCAAAUGCUGACCGGUAUAUAAGAGAUCCUGAUUUCAUUCCAAGGGUUCUGGAAAAGUUGCAGCUCAAAGAAAAGGUGGCGCUGUUGAAAGAAAUAAAGGCAAUCCUAGUAGACGAGCGGGCGUCUGGUUUCGGCGACUGCGUCUCUUUCGCCAGGCUACGCUUCCAGGAGCAGUACAACGACCAGAUACGGCAACUGCUACGCUCCCACCCCGAAAAUCAGAUAACGACGUCUGGCGCUCCUUUCUGGUCCGGCCACAAGCGAUGUCCCCACCCAAUUCAGUUCGACCCCAAGAACACGCUGCACAUGGACUACAUCGUGGCGGCGGCGAACUUGCGGGCAGCAAUGUACGGCCUUGCACACAAUACCGACCGCGAAGAGAUCGCCGAUAUGCUCGAAAGUGUGGAGGUUCCGGCACUGGGCCCGCAAAAUGAAGGCGUGCAAGAGGCCGCCAUUGACGCGAACCCACCACAAACCGACGUCCCACAACCCGAUGAUGACAACGCGCUUGCAAAACUUCUGGAGGAGCUGCCCCAUCCAAAGCGCCUCGUUGACGUGCCUCUCAGCAAGAUGGAGUUCAAUACAGAAGACGACAAGAACUUUCACGUGGACUUCAUUGUGGCUGCCGCCAACCUGCGCGCCUCCAGCUAUAACAUUGAGCCGGCAGACCAGCUUAAGAGCAAGCUUAUCGCGGCCAAGAUCAUGCCGGCUAUCGUCACCACCGCGUCGCUCGUCGCGGGCCUCGCCUCCCUCGAGCUUUACAAGGUCGCUCAAAGACAUGACGAGCCUAAGCUAUUCAAGAAUGGGUUUGUCAACUUGGCACUGCCUUUCUUCAGCUUUGCGGAACCCGUUGCGCCCAUAAAGAAAAAAGGCACCUAUAACGACCAGGAAUUCACGGUCUGGGACUAUCUCGAUGUUGAAGGGGAGCUUACCCUGCGGGAGUUUCUCGAAUAUUUCCAGAAUAACCACAAGGUCAAUAUCGUCGAGCUAUCCGAAGGAUCCCGAACGCUCUACGCCACCUCUCUGCCGUCGUCCGCGAGUCGCCUCGAACUAUCCAUGAGCGAAUUGGUCGAGGCGGUGUCCCAACAAGAGAUCGAUCCGGACAAGCGCUUCCUGGUGUUUGACCUCAAGUGUAGAGACGUGAAUGGUCGGGACGUCGAGCUUCCACGAGUACGCUACGAGCUGUCAAGGUAA